GGUAAUCCUUAAAAAACAAACAAACAAAACAACAUCAACAAGGUAACUAUCUCCUUCCAGCUUUGGAGCUCCAUCAUUCUUGUCAACAUCUGUAAGUGCAGCUCAGAAUAUGAUAGCGCCCACAGCUUAAUAGAGGCAGCAUUCUUCUAUUGAGGCUGAAGAGAUGCUUUUGACAGGAAGCUUGAAAUCUCUUCUUCCCCAUGCACUAAGAAGAGUAAUUCGAUGCAACAGACUUAGUAUUAGUAAUACUUCUGGAAUGGCAGAAGGCUAUAAACAGGCAAAUGUUGUGAUUUUGCACAAAUCGCUUGCUGAUGACUUUGAAAAGUUUUGCCGUGCAAACAAAGGGCCCCUGCCACUGCUGUACAGAAGUAAGCCAGGUGAUUGGAAAUGCCCUUCUCUGGGUAGUGAUUCUGAUAUCAGAACUGACUGCCUACAGUACAGGUUAUAUGAGAAUGGAGCUUGUACUGGAUCUCUAAAAAGUCUAAAGGAGUAUACUGAACAACUUAAGGACAUGGUGACUUUCUAUUUAGGCUGCAGCUUCUCUUUUGAAAAAGCACUACAGAAUGCUGGCAUUGCUGUAAGAAACGUUGAGCAAAAAUGUAACGUAAGCAUGUACAAGACAGCUGUGCCUUGCUACAGUGUUUCUACUUUUUGCUGCAACUUAGUAGUCACAAUGAGACCUAUUCCUGCAAACAAAUUAGAAGCAGCUGUGCUAGCAACCGCUGAAUUAGAAGAAUCCCAUGGAGCACCAGUUCACAUGGGUAACCCUGGUUUGUUGGGAAUACAAGAUCUUUCCAAACCAGACUAUGGAGAUCCAGUUCAUCUUCAUGCUGAUGACAUUCCAGUGUUUUGGGCCUGUGGAGUAACAGGAGUAGAAGCAAUCAUCAACUGCCGAUCUCCACUAGCUUUUACUCAUUCUCCUGGCUGCAUGUUCAUUACCGACCUAAAGAAUGAUGACGUCACAGUCGGGUCCUCAGGAGAAGUCCCACAAGUCCAUUGCAUUUCUCAAGAUCCUUUGCAUUACAGUAUUGUAUCAGCAGAAGCAGCACAAAAGAUAAAGACAUUAGAAAGCCUAAUUGGAAUAGAUCCAGGAGACAGGGGUAUCAUUCAUUUACACCACCAGGAUGAGCUGCUGAAGUCUUGCCUGUCCAUUUCCCAUGCUCGAUCAGUGCUGAUAACAACUGGAUUUCCUACCAACUUCACUUACGAGCCACCCGAAGAGAAUGAUGGGCCCCCAGGAGCCUUUGCUAUUGCAGCCAUGUUGCAGGCUUUGGAAAAAGAUGUUGCCAUAGUAACAGAUCAGAGAGCCCUGAAUCUGAAUAAGAAGAUUAUGGAAGAAGCUAUUCAAUUAGGAAUCCUGAAGAGACCUAUCCCUCUAUUGAGUUAUCAAAAGGAAAGUAGAGAUUCAGCUUUGAUGUUUUUGUGCAAGAACGGGAAUCGUGGAAGACCUAGAUUUGAUCACCUAAUAGCAAUAGAGCGUGCUGGGAUGGCUGCUGAUGGCAAUUAUUACAAUGCCAGGAAAGUUAAUAUUAAACAUCUAGUGGAUCCCAUAGAUGAACUAUUUUUAGCUGCAAAAACCAUUCCCGGAGUUGCAACAACAGGUGUUGGAGAUGGAGGAAAUGAAUUAGGAAUGGGCAAAGUAAAAGAUGCUGUAAAGAAGUACAUAAAAAAUGGAGAUGUUAUAGCUUGUGAUGUUGAAGCUGAUUUUACUAUUGUAGCUGGGGUCUCAAACUGGGGAGGCUAUGCCAUUGCUUGUGCUCUGUAUAUUCUCAGCACUUGUGACAUACAUGAUCGCUAUCUGAGGAAAGCUGUUGGGUUUCCACAGUUAUCUAAGAAGAUGGUCUGGCUAUCUGCACUUCCAUCUGUUACCAAGGAAGAAAAGCUUCUGAAAACACUUGUGCAGCAUGGGGUCCGCAGUGGAAAAACUGCCAGUCUAGAAAUGGAAGUGGAUGGGCUGCCCUUCUAUAACACACAUUCACUUAUGAUUGAAAAGCUGCUGCAAGAAGUGCAGCAGUGACUGCACCCUCUGAUUUUGAAGUCAGGAAUUUCUCCUAUGUUAUUUCCUUAUUCCUAAUCUACUUACAAGGUAGAAAAAAUCAUGAAGAUGGUUCUAUGUCUUUAAGUACAGGAUUUUUCAUGUCUGGUGUCUCAGCCAUGCACAACCUUUUAUUAUUACCCUUAAAACAUCUGUGAAGCAGGAAGGGAAUAUGAUCAUGAUCCAUUGGUUUACCUUUGUUUUCUGUAAUUUUAUAAUGGAUAAUGGAUAUUAAAUGAUAUUACAUACUAAGAGGUGAUCUGGCUUUACAAAGAAAACUUGUCAUUAAAAUGAAAUCUUAUUGAAUUGCUGUUCCUGUUUUACUAACCUCAUAACUGCAACAGGAAGUAACUCUUGUAGCAACUUGGAUUUAAAAAUACCUUGUGGUGGAGAAAACAGUUGCAGUGAAGGAGGGAGGUUCAAAACCAAACAACAGUAAGUGUUACAGCAGUGAAAACUGUUAAAUAUGGUCCCUUACACACUUCUUGUAGCCCCUCCAACACUGCACUCUGUUGGUAGUGGACAGCUGCUGGAUCUGUGAGGACACUGGGGAGACCUUUAACUGACCUAGUGAACAUAAGGGUAUCUUUGCAGAGUUUCCAUGUGAAGGGUAGGCUGUACUGCUUGUCUACUUCAUGUUAGUAGUUUACGAUUUAUAAAUUUAGUCCCUUUCUAGAUAAUACAGAAAUGCUGUAGACAUUUUAGGGCAUCCUAUUAUUAAGAAUAAAUGAAUUAAAUAAGUAAAUAGUGAUUAGAAAUUAAUUGUUAAAAAUUAAAGCAUGUGUAGAAACUAAAGAGCCUUGACAUUCAGUAUGAAAUAAAAUUAUGGAGAUGAAAGUAUAGAUGAAUUCCAGUUAUAGAAAUUCAGCUGUUGAUGAGAUUGAAUCAAUACAUGGCAAGCAAUUAUGAAAUGUACCUGAUUUGUGUCCUGUAAAACUGGGUUUUUAUUUUAACACCAGAUGAGUGUCAAUGCAGAAGUUUUGUCAGUCAUCAGUCCUCCCAGCAGAAAGGAUGUGAUACAUUUUACACUGCACCUCUCAGACAUGAUGCCUUAGCUCUCAUAGAAUGAUUAUAAUCGGUACUUAAGGACAGCAUCAAUCCAUUGUGCUUUAAGAGGAUCAGAAUGGCAGUUCUGUUUAGCCACUUUUUUUCCCAAAGGGAUGUGGACUUUCAGCAACUAGGAACAUCGUAGAUCUACUUUUCUUCUGGGCAGGUGAAUUUAAUGUUCUUGCCCCUACGUAAGAGGUGCAUGUAACUUUUUGAGAAUGAGAAUAAUCAGUCACGUUUCUCUUGACAAUACCACCUCUACUUUGAAUAUUAAUUUUCUGAAUUCAUUGAGGAUGCACAGCCAUUCAAGACUGACAGUAGAACAUAACCUGAGAGAAAGAAAUUUUAAAGCCAGACUGACUGAUAGACAUUCAGACUCACAAAAACUCCCUAGUGUUUAUUUUAAGGCUCAUUCCUUAUUUUAUAUUAGUUUUAUUCAAAACCUUCUUGAAGGAAGUUGCAGUGAUGUUAUCUUUGAAGUUUCUCAAAUAGAAAAUAACUUCUUUAGAAGUCUCCAAACUAUAACUAUUAAGCAACAGAUUUCAUAUGAAGGCUUGAACUUUUUCCUAAAGCCAUUAACUCCCCAGGAGUGAAGUUACCUUGACUGGUAUGUAGAGCCCACAAAAUGAAAUUGGCAUCAUUUUGAAAAGCCUGUCUGGAAAAAGUGGCAGCUGAUUUAUUUCUGCAUGGGCACGUGCACCUACAUGCUCAGUAGCCUACUGACAUAUUACAUUAACAGGUGUAAUAUAUAGGAUUCUUUCCAAAUACUAAUUUUUUGCCAAAA
Messenger RNA from Struthio camelus australis, 3866 nucleotides. The record is from RefSeq and is a predicted model, not a curated record. NCBI's taxonomy places the organism in Eukaryota, Metazoa, Chordata, Aves, Struthioniformes, Struthionidae.